Lineus longissimus is the source of this 3228-nucleotide messenger RNA. RefSeq names its product DNA repair protein RAD51 homolog 3-like. Gene Ontology annotation, biological process: reciprocal meiotic recombination; DNA repair; meiotic DNA recombinase assembly. Gene Ontology annotation, molecular function: ATP binding; four-way junction DNA binding; ATP-dependent DNA damage sensor activity. The transcript is spliced from 8 exons. Lineage: Eukaryota; Metazoa; Nemertea; Pilidiophora; Heteronemertea; Lineidae. Gene Ontology annotation, cellular component: Rad51C-XRCC3 complex; replication fork; Rad51B-Rad51C-Rad51D-XRCC2 complex. The coding region runs from base 1397 to 2530 and encodes 377 amino acids. The record is from RefSeq and is a predicted model, not a curated record.
UGGCCAUUUCCCCCAGAUGCCGUUAUGAAAUUGACACACAGUUAUAAAAAAAUAAUUGUUAAUUGUUUUAUUGCUUUUUAUUGUUACUUUUAGGGAUAAUGUCUAUCAAAUUAUCAAUUUACUAAUUCUUUUUUAAUAAUUAAUUCACUUUCUUUCUUCAAUCUUCAUUCAGUCUACAAAGCUUCUUAUUAUUGGCAAAUUUUCAUUUCUGUCAAUUCUCAGGUAAGCCUACCAACUACUAGAAGAAAUGCCGUCUAAAAGUGGGAGGAAACGUCGUCGUCUGGAGUUUGGCAGUCCCCCCAUACCACCAUCCAAGCCAGGAAUUGCUUCACAGCACUUAACAGAUACUUAUAAUGUGGUUCCAGGCUUGUUAGCAGAACUGAAAAAUGGACAUAUUCUCUAUCUGUUUGUAACGAAUGGCCGAAAUGUUAAAUCCGUCUUGGAGAAACUGACAACUUUGGAUAGUUCUGAAGGACUUACAACCUAUUCUAUUCAGAAAGUUACAAAGACUUUGGAUAAGUACAGAACACUGACAGAUGAUAAGCGAUUGAUCCAAUUCACGAACUACUGUGCAGAAUAUUUUAUCAUUAUCUCGGGAACACCAAAAUCCAAACCAACAGCUACACCAAACCCUGUUCCAGACCCAGUAACUUUGUCACCUGUGAAAACGCGUAGAACUUGCAGAAAUUGUAAACUCCUUCGGAAAACACUCCAUAAGUGUCUUCAAAAGAAAAGUGCUCUCUCUAACCAAAGCAAGAAGAAGGGACGAAAAACUUACAAGCAUCCAGAACAUAAAAAACUGACAGAAACUUUGAAACGCCGGGAUGCAGCUAUUGAACGAAAAGAUGCAACCAUACAGGAGUUGAGGGGACAGAAAGAGGCUGAAUUACAGGAUGAAAUUAACAAGCUGAACAAACUCAAUAAGGCUCGUAAAAAGGAGAUUGUGAAACUUAAGUUAAAUCAAAAAAUCGUUCAAAAGAACAAUGCAGAAAAAAUCAAAACCAUGGAGACUGAUUAUCAAAAUAAAAUACUUCUGCUGGAAGAAGAAAUCGAGACAAUAAAAGUUCAGUCCAAGUUCAGUCCAAGAAUUGUGCUUUAAAGAAGGAGGGGAAGACUUUCAAUUUUAAGAUGAGGAUUAUGGUGUACGAUUGUUUAAUGUCAAAUGUGCCAACAGAAAAUUACUAAAACUUAUACAUUCUUUUGCUCAGAGAUUUGUCAUCCCUAUAUGCUUGUCCGAAAUUAGGACACUGUCACUUCAUGGCCGAUACACGAGCAGGCAUGCGUUGUGUAUGCAUUUGAUUACCAGAUGCUUAUAUGGACAGUGAACACCUGGAAGUGAACUCGUCUGCCAUGAAUCAAUGAUUUUGUUGGAACCUUUGCCAAGUUAGCAUAAGAUAUGUUGGCUUUCCAUACAGCCACCGAAGCUCAGGUUAUGCAGCAUCGAGAACUGAGCACCUUUCCCUUCCCGCCUGCUUUUCGUAUGAAAUUGACAAGUGCCGGAUUCACAACAGUUGAGGAUCUCAAAGAUGUUAAACCAGUGGAGCUGAGCAAAGAAUUGAAGAUUUCAAAAGAUGAGGCAUUAGAAAUUAUUCAGCUGGUUAGAGAGAAACCGAAUGGAGAUGUUCCCCAAUCGAUGACAGCAUUUGAAAUGCUUCAAGAUGAGCAGUUUCAACAAAAUAUUGUGACAUUCUCAGAGAAGCUCGAUGAGCUCUUGGGUGGCGGUGUGCCUGUUACAAAGAUUACUGAGCUGUGCGGUGCUCCCGGGGUUGGAAAGACACAAAUUUGUAUGCAGUUGUCAGUGGAUGUCCAGAUACCAGAAGCAUUUGGAGGCAUUGGUGGCGAGGCAGUCUAUAUUGAUACGGAGGGGAGUUUUAUUGUUGAGAGACUGGCAGAUAUAGCCAAAGCUACAGUGAAGCAUUGCCAGCAUAUUUCUACGCUUGAAAAAAACAAAGAACAAGAAGAUGCAUUGGAAAAAUUUACCAUGGAAGAUAUUCUAUCAAAAAUAUUUUAUUUCCGUUGCCAUGACUACGUAGAACUCCUCGCUGUUGUGCACACGUUGCCAGACUUCCUCUCCGAACAUUCUCAGGUCAAGGUGAUAAUAGUUGACAGCAUAGCUUUCCAUUUCCGACACGAUUUUGACGAUUACUCGCUAAGGACAAGAUUAUUAAACGGCAUGUCGCAAAGUUUUAUCAAGAUGGCUACACAGAAUAAAUUGGCAGUGGUGCUAACAAAUCAAAUGACGACAAAGAUUCAUUCUGACCAGCUGAACCAGUCUUAUCUCAUCCCAGCUCUUGGAGAAAGCUGGGGCCAUGCCUGCACCAUCCGCGUUAUACUGCAUUGGAAGAACAACCAGAGAUUUGCAACACUCUACAAGUCACCAUCAAGACAAGAAGCCACAGUUCCGUACCAAAUUACGACUGGAGGAGUCCGAGAUGUGAGCGCCCAGACUGUCAUCCAAGGGAACGAUCAAAUGGGUGAAAGUAGGACUGGUGAACCGUCGAGAAAAAGACUAAGAACUGAAGACUCUUGAUCUGUUGAAGUGUGUAGCAAUAUAAUUUUAAUAGGUUUAUUUGUCAGUUUGGGAGGUGCAUUUGUCGAUUAGAUGAGACAUCACGUUAUCUGAUGAUCACAUUAUCAUUCAUGCCCUUGGACACAGCUGUGAGGGCCAUGAAUUCCUCCCCUUCAGAAUGGACCCAUUGAGACUCGUCAUUUGCUGUCAGGAACUACAGUAGAACCUCUCUAUUUAGGACACCAUCGGGACUGACAAGUGCUGUCCUUGAUAGAGAGGUGUCCUGAUUAGAGAGGUCAAAUUGAAUGGAAACACCCAAUUUGGGACCAAAACUAGUGUCCUUAACAGAAAGGGUGUCCUUAAUAGAGAGGUGUCUGCUAAGGGAGGUUCUACUGUACUACUGUGUUUACAUCUGUUCUGUCAAGCUCCCGACAACUCUACUUAUCCCAUGGACUGGGAACUGCUCGUAAUCUAUCACCAGAGAACCAAGGAGAAGAUGGAUAAAGUCUUUUUACUAAACUUUGCUAUCCUGUUCAAUUCAACUACCCGCUGCCAAAUGUUUUGGGAAUUUCUGAAUCGAUUCCACCAUUGAGUCAGAAUUCCAAGUAUUCAGCCUCUCAAAGGGCAUACACCCCCGACAGGGUUGAUGUGGCCAGAGGAAAGGUCAAGUUUUCUGCGGAUGUGAACUUUAUUUUGUUAGUUUUGUUUUUAUUAAAAAC